AUGCCUCCCCCUCCUCCGGCCCUCGCCAACAAGGCGGAGUCUGCGGCGAGCAAUGCCAAGGGGAAGCGCAGGGAAUCCAUUCCUCUCUCGGUCAUCGAGGGCCAAGCCUACCUCUAUUCGCCUCAACACAUAGCGAUUGUCCGAGCAGAACAUCACCUAACGCCGACCCUGGGUGGAACGUUGCCUAUUCUCGGCCAGCAAAAUGUCUUUUUGGGGCCACCUGCUACGCUUCAGCCUGAGGAGGUGGCUCUGCUGCUCAGAAGAGGUGAGCUUUUGGAGUUGCGCUCUCGUCGUUUCCAUCGCGGCUGAUGCAGGCGCCUCUCCUGAAUGACUCGGAGCAGGUGCCGCUCACAUCGUGGAUGAUCCAUCCGCAUACGACGCUCCUAGCACUUCAGCAGCAGCAGCCUAUCACCAAGCAGCUCGCGAAAUGAUCUUGGAGCAGGUCUCGCGGUCCAACAAGGCGCGUGAGCAGAUCAGUCAGCACAAGCUGGCGGAAAUGAAGGAGACCGAAGAGGUCAGGGCAAAGCGUUUGGCUCGAGCACGGGCACGGCGAGGACAGAGCUACGAGGCGGACAAGUCGAUUGCUACUGUCGCUGACGUCGCAGCACCAGAGACAAAUGCUCGCACAUCCAUCGACCUAAGCUCCGCGACGUGGAGCCAAGUGACGCCUGCCACCAGUUUUGAACAGCCCGUGGCAUCGUUGGAAGACGGCUGGUAUCGGGCAUCAGAACAUUCCUACACCACGCUUUCGCAAGCCCGAGAAGCAGGCGUGUGGAAGUUUCCUUCAAACGCGCGCGAAAGGGCUAGAUGCAUGGUUUUCGAAGAUCUGAAUGCUCGGGGUUACUUCUUGUCGUGCGGACUAAGGUUUGGGGGGGACUUCAAUUGUUAUCCUGGUGAGGCUGGGUGCGCAGCAUCUUCUCCUUCCCGACAGCCAACUGACCUUUUCUCUUCAUGGAUGCACUGCAGGUGAUCCGUUGAGGUAUCACUCGCAUUUUACAGCCACUGUACUCUCAUCUAGGAAGGAGACGGUCACUGCACACGAGCUCAUAGCCUCUGGACGCCUAGGCACAGCAGUCAAGAAGGCGCACCUUAUUUGCGCAACGGCUGGCGCUGAAGCGGAGCUUGCGGACAGAGCAGACGGCUUCGCAGAUGCGGAGAGAAGUGCAGGUCACACCGCCGCCACUUGCACGUCAACAUCUGUCGAAUACUUUAGCCUGACAUGGGCAGGCUUCGGCACUUGA
Ceraceosorus bombacis is the source of this 1241-nucleotide messenger RNA. The record is from the annotation of a GenBank genome assembly. NCBI's taxonomy places the organism in Eukaryota, Fungi, Basidiomycota, Exobasidiomycetes, Ceraceosorales, Ceraceosoraceae.